AUGGCCAGCGAGGACUGUGAGGGGAGUGGCGCGUUGGUCGUUAAACGCCCGCGAAAUGCGUCCAAUUCGAAAUCCUUGAAACUCAUUGAAACACCAAAAAUUUCCAAUCGAGUUCCGAAAUGUGCGCGAUGCCGUAAUCACGGCAUUAUAUCUGAAUUACGGGGCCACAAAAAGCUAUGCACCUACAAGAACUGUAAAUGUGCCAAAUGUGUUCUAAUUUUCGAAAGGCAGCGAAUAAUGGCCGCCCAGGUCGCCCUCAAGCGUCAGCAGGCUGUGGAGGAUGCGAUUGCAUUGCGUCUGGUGGCCACCAAGACGGGACGCAAAAUCGAUGCACUGCCGCCGGGCAACAUCUUCGGGCUGACUGUAACCGAACCCAAGGACCUGCAGUCCCUGCCAGACUGCCAUUCCGAUGAGGGAAAGCAAAUGCAAUCGGCGGUCGCAGAGCAGCCAACAGAAGUCAACAAUGUCGCGCAGGAUCUGAGCGCUACGCGCAAGGAUAAUACUGAAACAACUCCAGUUUCUCAGACGGCAAUCGAUAUGUUGGCCCAAUUAUUUCCGCAACGUAAACGCUCCGUGCUGGAGCUAGUUCUGAAGCGUUGCGAUCUGGACUUGAUACGGGCCAUUGAAAAUGUGUCGCCCACUUCGAGGGCCACGCCCACCCAACUCAUUCCGGCAACAGAACCGCCGCAGUCGUUGCAGUUGCCAGGAUCAGGACCCCAGCGGAGCAGUGCUUUCAAGCCGGUCAUUGCCGAUCAGUAUGGUCGAACCAAGUUGGAACUGAAGUCCAGCGCUUUGGUCAGCUCUUCGUCAACGCUGGGCGCCCCAGCGACGACCAUUUGCGCAUAUCCCAAGUGGUUCGUACCGCUCUCUUUUCCCGUCACCAUGGGCCAUCUAUCGAACCUGGCCCCACGCUGUACACUGCCCAAUUGUGCGUGCUUGGAGAGCUAUCAGUUUCAUUGA
Molecule: messenger RNA, 960 nt
Organism: Scaptodrosophila lebanonensis
Lineage: Eukaryota; Metazoa; Arthropoda; Insecta; Diptera; Drosophilidae
Gene: dmrt93B
Product: doublesex- and mab-3-related transcription factor A2
Exons: 4
Coding region: 1-960 (319 amino acids)
Biological process (GO): regulation of transcription by RNA polymerase II; sex differentiation
Cellular component (GO): nucleus
Molecular function (GO): RNA polymerase II cis-regulatory region sequence-specific DNA binding; DNA-binding transcription factor activity, RNA polymerase II-specific
Source: RefSeq, a predicted model, not a curated record